AUGUUCUUAGCUACACUUUUUCUAUUCCUCACUUUGGCAGUGUCACAAAGUCUGGUUUCAGAUUCCUUUCUGUUUCUUUCCUCUCCUCUCUUUCUUGUCUUUGUUCCUUCUCAAUCUCUUUCCCUUUCUUUCCUCUCUCUUUUUUUUUUUUUACUCUUUCUUCUUUCUUCUCACUCUUUAAUCUUCUCCCUUCAUCCUUUCUUUCUUCUCCUUCUCUCUUUUUUCUUCUUCUACUCUUUAUUUCCUCUCUCCUUUUUCUUUCUUCUUUUUAUCUGUUUCCUCUCUUUCUUUUAUCUCUCUUCUCUCUGUUUCUUCUUCUUUUUCUUUUCUCUCUUACUUUCCUGCCUCUCUCUUGUUUCUUCUUUCUGUCAUCUUUUCUCUCUCUCUCUCUCUCAAUUUCGUUUCACUCUCUCUAUUUCUUUCUUGCCGGUUUCUUCUCACUCUCCUCUUUCAUUCUUUCCUCUCGUCUUUGUUUCUUUCUUCUCUCUUUUUGCUUUUGUUUUUCUCUUUCUGUCCGGUUUCUUCUUUUUCUUUCUUCUCUCCCUCUUUGUUUCUUCUUUUUCUCUUUCCUUUUCUCUUUCAUUCUUCACUCUUCUCUUUUUGCCUCUCUCAAUCCCUCACACUUUCAUUCUCUUACUCUUUCUUCCGUUUUUCUAA
Molecule: messenger RNA, 657 nt
Organism: Acanthosepion pharaonis
Lineage: Eukaryota; Metazoa; Mollusca; Cephalopoda; Sepiida; Sepiidae
Source: the annotation of a GenBank genome assembly